Plenodomus lingam JN3 is the source of this 2322-nucleotide messenger RNA. The record is from RefSeq and is a predicted model, not a curated record. NCBI's taxonomy places the organism in Eukaryota, Fungi, Ascomycota, Dothideomycetes, Pleosporales, Leptosphaeriaceae.
AUGCGUCCGACGGCGCUGGGUCGCACCGGUCUUGGGAUCGUCGUCUGCCUUUCCGGAUGCAUAGUGUAUUCGCUGUGGAAUGGUGAGGAUGCCCGACUGUCCAUCUCGCUAUUUGCAAUCUGGGCGCUGGGAUAUAUCGCUCGACUAUGCCAUGGAGACCGUCAACUUACCACCGACUGUUGUAUUUCUUGGAUUUGGGUUGUGUGGCUGAAGAGAAAAGAUGUGCUAGGGUUUGUGAGCAAGAGAUGGAAUGAUGGUGCUAGGUGGCAGGCUGAUCUUGCAAUGGCUAUCCUGGCUUGUGUCGCAAUUGUUCUAUGGUUUUCCUGCAAGAAAGAGAUAAAGAUGCAGGACUCGUUGCCAAAAACCGCGGGAAAGUGGAUCAGGGAGUUUCCAAAAGCCAAGAUAUUUCCCUGUAGGACGACGCAUGCCCGCAUCUUUCCUAAAAAACAUGCUUUCAACUAUUCCUAUCUACAAGUCGGCUUCCCAGUAAUCCCCGAGGCGAUCACUGCGGGAGGCUUGCACAUAUCUACAGGGCAAGAUCGUACGCUGGGCAGUUGGUGGUUGAAUAUCAAGGCUGAGGAUUACCUGGACCGUGGCAGCGGCGACUUGGGCUUCUACGGAAAGCUGAAGAUGUACCUUGGAGACCAGCAUGUCAAGGAUACAGAAUGGUGCUAUGCUUACCUCGUCACUGCACCACGAUUCUUCGGCUACGCUUUCAAUCCGGUGUCAUUUUGGUACAUCUACGAUGCAGACGACCAGCUCAAAAAGAUGAUCCUCGAAGUCAACAAUACUUUCGAUGAACGGCGCAUGUACCUCCUCGAUGGCUCGAGUCCACCCAGUCCGCCGCGAACACUAGAGUCAGAAGGAUCUCAUGAUGGCUCCGGAUUAGAAGUCGGGGAGGAACCAAAGUCAAGAUUCACAGAUGUCUGGACGAAAGACUUCCAUGUUUCGCCGUUUAAUUCGAGGAAAGGGAGUUAUGCGUUGAAAGCUUUGAAUCCAUUUCCGGCUGUCACGUCCGACGAUCCAAAAAUUGACAACACGAUUACGCUCAAGUCGAGCAGGGGCCAUGGGAAACUUGUCGCACGACUUUUCUCUACGGCCAAAGCUAUUGACCCGGAGACCAUAGGGGUCCUUGGCAGUAUACGAUUCGUGGUGAGCUGGUGGUGGGUUGGUCUCAUGACGUUCCCACGAAUCGUGAGAGAGGCAGGCAAACUCUUCUUCAAGAGAAAGUUGACAGUGUUUUUCAGACCUGAGGUCCAGGCAUCGAGUAUAGGGCGCUUACCAACUGCUUCUGAAUUAACACUGCACAAGGUCUUCAGCGCCUAUCUUCACGACCUCGUCGCCCAAACCGAGGAAAACUUCUGCCUCACCUUUCGCGCAGGCAUACCCAAUGUCGCCGUCGAAAUCAUCACCACGAAUCGCGAACAUACACCUGAUCGGCCAACUAAGAAUCUAGAGAUCAGAGUCCUAACACCAGCUUUCUACUCACGAUUGGUACACUAUGCGUAUACAUCUGAAGCUAUCGAUCGCGAGUGUGUCUUCACCGAUGAGCGCAACCGGACGCUUUGGCUAUGUCGACCGCAACUCUUGCCGCUAUUACUGUCAUCGGCGAAGUCGCUCAAAAACACAGACGAGGGGCAAAGAGUGGUGAAGAGAAACUAUCUCUGUGAGCUGAGAUGGGAACUGCUGAAGCGACUGAGAUGUGCUCCGCCGGAUCCUGUAUAUUCCGCUACACCUCAGAGUUUCACCGUGGACGACAUUCGCUCACGGCCAUUCUCAGAACUCGACAGAUUUGUGAGGAGUGAGAAGGGGCGUGAGUUUGCUGGUGAUUACCGACGAGUUGUUACCAAGAUCUUCUUGGCUCAUAGGUUUGCGUUUGGGUUUUCGGAGGGUGUCGAGGCUGUGGAUCUGCUAGUCAGAGUACUCCUGGGCUGCUUUGCUGUUGUUCCUAUCAUUCAAGGGGGUGGAAGUGGUAUAGCGUUGCCAGGAAAGUGGCCAGAAAGUGGGCUGAGUCAGAUGCAUUGGAGAUGUCCAGAGGAAUGUACAGUGGGCUGGUGGUGGUUGUUUUGGAGCACUACUGUUGUGCUUUCUUGUCAUGCCUAUCAGAUGUUGAAGGGGUACAGCAGCACCCGUCUCUGCAUGCGCAAGAUUUCCCUGUUCGCGCUCUGCGUCAGCGCGCUUUCACAUGGCAAAGAUGGGGAAAAGGACCAAGGAACGGUGGAACAUGUGAAGUUGCACAGGGUCGCGCGUGCCGUCAUGGUCGAGCAACUCAUUGAGGCUGAGCUCUCAGCAUGGCAUGGCCCGUAUCGUAUGCACAACUGA